AUGGCUAAGGAACAUGUCGGAUCGCCAAAGUAUCACUUAAUGGAAGCAAGAAAGGGUCAUGUCACGCGUUUGUUAGCCGUUAGUGGACUCUUCACCUUAUUCUACAUAUUGGGGGCUUGGCAAAGCAGUACUAUCUCCCCUACAACGCAUACGGAAUUCACAAACAAAGUUGGAUGUGAAAAAACAUCUGAUAAAGCCGCUGGUUCGUUAUCAUCAAGAACAUCAUCACCAUCUUCUGACUCGUUGGAUUUUGAUAGUCAUCAUCAAUUAAUAGUUGAGGAUCCACGUUUACCCGAGUUCCCACCGUGUAACAUGUCCUAUAGUGAAUACACUCCAUGCCAAGACACUUCGCGUGGUAACGAAUUCGAUAGAGAAAUGUUGAAGUAUAGAGAGAGACAUUGUCCGAGUAAAGAAGAACUCCUGCGUUGCCUCAUACCCGCACCACCAAAGUAUAAACUACCCUUUAAAUGGCCAAAAAGUCGAGACUAUGCGUGGUAUGAUAACAUUCCCCAUAAAGAACUUAGCAUCGAGAAAGAUCGCCAAAACUGGAUUAAAGUUGAAGGCGACCGGUUUAGAUUUCCUGGAGGUGGUACUAUGUUUCGCUAUGGAGCCGAUUCUUACAUUGAUGAUAUCAAUGAACUUAUACCUCUCUCAAACGGGACCAUUCGAACCGCAAUAGAUACAGGGUGUGGAGUUGCAAGUUGGGGUGCAUACCUGCUCAAGAGAGACAUAAUCACAAUGUCUUUUGCUCCAAGGGACACACAUGAAGCCCAAGUAUGGUUUGCGUUAGAACGUGGGGUUCCCGCUAUGAUUGGCAUUAUGGGAUCACAAAGACUUCCUUACCCGUCCCGGGCAUUUGACAUGGCUCAUUGCGCUCGUUGCCUAAUUCCAUGGAGUAAAUAUGGUGGAUUGUAUUUAAUUGAAGUAGACAGAGUUCUAAGACCUGGUGGUUAUUGGAUACUUUCUGGACCUCCUAUUCAGUUUAGGAAGUUGUGGAGAGGAUGGGACAGAAGUAGAGAAGAUUUGAAACAUGAACAAGAAGAUAUCGAGGAUGUCGCGAAGCGUCUUUGUUGGAAAAAAGUCAUAGAAAAGGAUGCUUUAGCUGUAUGGCAAAAACCAAUCAACCACAUUGAUUGCAUCAAAAUCAAAAAGAAGCAUCACAAGCCACUUAUAUGCAAAUCGGGCAAUGCUGACGAAGCAUGGUAUAAAGACCUUGAAGGUUGCAUUACCCCCUUGCCAGAAGUAAGCAGCCAGGAUGAAGUCUCGGGUGGAGCUAUAGAAAAAUGGCCCGCACGCGCAAUGGCAGUGCCGCCUAGAAUUAGCAACAAUUUUGUAAGAGAAAUCACAGAAGAGAAAUUUCAAAAGGAUAACGAAAUAUGGAAAAAGCGUGUGACACAAUAUAACCGCAUAGUUACUGCUUUACCUCAAGGAAGAUACCGUAACAUAUUGGACAUGAAUGCUUACCUUGGUGGAUUUUCUGCAGCCUUGAUGAAAUAUCCGGUAUGGGUAAUGAAUGUGGUUCCGGUCAAUAUCCAACCUGACACGCUAGGAAUUAUUUAUGAACGUGGAUUCGUCGGGGUAUACCAUGAUUGGUGUGAGGCAUUCUCAACUUAUCCAAGAACAUAUGAUCUCAUCCAUGCAAAUGGUGUGUUCAGCAUGUAUCAAGAUAGGUGUGAUAUCACGGACAUUCUAUUGGAAAUGGACCGAAUCUUGCGGCCUGAAGGGACCGUAGUGUUUAGAGAUGAGCCGGAUCUGAUAAGAAAGAUUAAAAGUAUAGCCGAACGUAUGAGGUGGAAUACCAAGACAGUUGACCCUGAAAGUGAACCACACAACGGAGAAAAAAUACUUGUUGCUAUUAAGACCUACUGGACUGGUGAAGCUAAUGAGGAGCGAAACCACACUAAACCGAACUAGCAAGUGUUUUAGGCUGAAGAUGCUUGCUUAUUCUCCGGCCUGCAGGUUGCAAACGAGCGGGUUGUGAAGCUUGUUUAACCGGUCAAAACAUAUAUAGGUUGCACCGAGUUGUUUUGUCGCAAUAGGCUAUAGCGACGAAACUUUGUCUCAACAAGUUCGUCACUAUUGCUCCGGCGUAACAGGUCAAGUUUUUUGUCGCUAUAACGUUGUCGCAAUAGAUAGGCCAUUGGCAACUAAAUCUAGUCGCAAUAGGUGUGUUGCUAAAAAUAUUACAUCUAUUAAAAUUAAUCUUAAAUGUUUUAAAUGGAGACUCUUA
Molecule: messenger RNA, 2230 nt
Organism: Helianthus annuus (common sunflower)
Lineage: Eukaryota; Viridiplantae; Streptophyta; Magnoliopsida; Asterales; Asteraceae
Product: probable methyltransferase PMT17
Exons: 5
Coding region: 1-1914 (637 amino acids)
Cellular component (GO): trans-Golgi network; cytoplasm; endosome
Molecular function (GO): methyltransferase activity
Source: RefSeq, a predicted model, not a curated record